Dendronephthya gigantea is the source of this 1789-nucleotide messenger RNA. RefSeq lists its product as uncharacterized. Lineage: Eukaryota; Metazoa; Cnidaria; Anthozoa; Malacalcyonacea; Nephtheidae. Gene Ontology annotation, molecular function: ubiquitin binding; ubiquitin-protein transferase activity. The transcript has 6 exons. Bases 8 to 1789 code for a protein of 593 amino acids. The record is from RefSeq and is a predicted model, not a curated record.
UAAAAACAUGGCGGGUCGAUCUGACAAUUUAGAAAAUUUAGUGCGACAAGUUGUAAACCAUCCCAGUUUUCAAGACGCCGUAAACAGUAUUAGUUCAACAAGCAGUGAAACAAGCCCUCAUGUAAAUAGAAGCGAAUCUAAUCCUGCUCCAUUGGAAGUUAUACCUCGCGUGUCUGUUGAUAAUCAGAAUAGCGAAAAUGGCAGCAGACGCACGCCGCGUGAAGAAUUCCAAUCGUUGUUUCGCAGAGCCGGGUCCUCCUUUCAGCAAAGCCCUGACCUUCCUCACUUCCAGCGAAGAACGAAUUGGGGCCCCUCGCCCUCGUCCCGAUCUCGAAGUAGGGAAAAGCCAUACAGCAGCAACAGCAAGGGUAAGAACGUGAAGAACACGGGUAAGAAAACAACAUUUACCCGCGAAGUUGUGCUUCUUCGUCGCCCAUGCGAUUCGAUGGUUCGAGGUGCGGCUAAAGCAGAGCUUCAACGCCUGGGACAUGUUUUGAACGCCUUUGAAUUUGAUAAGUUAUGGACUGCGGAUGAAGUGGUUAAGAAACUAGAAGAGGCUUUCGAGAGGCAUUUGAAUUGCAUCGAUAUAAACGUGGAUAAUAAGUCGAAGUUCAAGAUAAUGAUGGGCAUAGGAAAUGAAUUAGUUGAACCACAGUUAACAUCAGACCAAACUUUGACUGGUGAAAUGCUUAACAGAAUAUUUACUCAAAGAACCAUUUGGUUGCUUCCAUGUGUGCCUUUAACAACUUAUGAUGAUGAUGAUGAUGAUGAUGAUGAGGAAGAAACCGAGGUGACUGAAGUUGAUGAACCAAUUUAUCAUGAUUAUAAAUUAGGUGACAUACGAAAGUACACUGAAGAAUCUGAAGGGACAUCUUCAGAUACAAUAAGGACACAACACCAAGCAGAUUCACUUGAACCACUGAUGCCACCUGCUCCUACACUUGCGAAUCAACAACAUGGUGAAUGUAUCCCAGUGUCUUCUGUUGUGGAAGUGAAUUCUUUGAAGGAAAUGUUUCCAACUAUUAGCACUGAGAGCAUUACACAAGCUCUGCACAAAAAUAAUGGAGAUAUUCAGAAAGUUGUUAACAUUCUCCUUCGAGAUAAUGAUACAGCUGAUGAUGGAGAAAGUUCCAGUGACGAUUUCUUGGAAAAAUGUGCGUGGGAUACACCAUUAGAAGAAAAUUUUGCAAAAACAGCACUGCAAAAGUUUGUGGAAGAAGGUUUACAAACAUUCCAUGUGGAUAUGGAUGUGCAUGUGAAAAGAGACACUGACAUUCUUACUCAAAUGAUCAGAAAGUACAAGAAUCCAGCAUUCGACAUAAGAAAACCUCUCAAUGUCGAGUUUCAAGAUCAAUUUGGAGUAGAUAGUGGAGGGCCUACUAGAGAGUUAUUCUCCCUGUUGAUGAAGAGACUGGCUAAGUACCACUCCGAUGGUUUAAAUCUAUUUGAAGGCUUGCAAGGACAUUUAUUGCCCCGACAUGACUAUGAUCUGCUGUCAGGGGGUGUAUUUUUUUUAUUGGGAAAGAUGAUACUUCAUUCAGUAUUGAAUGGUUGCUGUGGUGUUGCAGGUUUAUCUCCUGCGGUUAUUGCAUACCUUUGUACAGGUAGACGUGAUGCUGCUGUUCAAUACCUCACACUCGAGGAUUUUCCAGAUCCUGUUGUGAAAAAUAACUUUGAAGAGCUCUUGUCUUGUAACAGUAGCAAAUUGGCAGAGUUCACCCUUCCAGACUCCCCAGUUUGUAUAAAUGAAGAACUUCAAGCAGCUGGCUAUGCACUUGGAAGUGAAUGA